Messenger RNA from Suhomyces tanzawaensis NRRL Y-17324, 564 nucleotides. RefSeq lists its product as uncharacterized. NCBI's taxonomy places the organism in Eukaryota, Fungi, Ascomycota, Pichiomycetes, Serinales, Debaryomycetaceae. The record is from RefSeq and is a predicted model, not a curated record. Bases 1 to 564 code for a protein of 187 amino acids. Gene Ontology annotation, molecular function: protein binding. The transcript has a single exon.
AUGGUAGAGUUAACACAAGAAGAGAUGGACGCCGUCAUCUACGAUGCCAGGGAAGGAGACUUGGCUACUCUUCGUGAAAUUUUCGAAGAAAUCGACCCAAAAACAUUAAUCUCCAUUAAGGAUGACAUCACAUUGAGCACACCAAUACAUGCCGCUGCUGGUAACGGCCACUUGGAUACAGUCAUCUACUUGUUGUCCAUCUUGCCACAUGAGGAUGCGGUCAAAUUGGCCUCCCAAGCCAACGAGACUGGUAACACUCCCCUCCACUGGGCCGCAUACAACGGACAUUUGAAGAUUGUGGAGCAUUUGUGUGAUCAAUAUGAAGCAGACCCAUUCGUUAAGAACGAAGUGGGCCAUGACGCUAUUUACGAAGCGGAAAGCAAUAACCAAAACGAAGUCGAGACUUGGUUCUUGAACAAAUAUGCCGUUGAAGACGGUUUUAAGGUGGAGGAAGAUGGCGAAAACACCAAGAUUACUUACAAGCCUGGUUCUGAGAGUAAGGAAGCCGAGGAGCAAGCCAAGUUGGCUGCUGUUGAGGCCCAGACUAAGAAUUUGGAGAUCUAA